Messenger RNA from Fusarium falciforme, 4134 nucleotides. RefSeq lists its product as hypothetical. Gene Ontology annotation, cellular component: membrane. Bases 1 to 4134 code for a protein of 1377 amino acids. Lineage: Eukaryota; Fungi; Ascomycota; Sordariomycetes; Hypocreales; Nectriaceae. Gene Ontology annotation, molecular function: ATP hydrolysis activity; ATP binding; ABC-type transporter activity. The record is from RefSeq and is a predicted model, not a curated record. Gene Ontology annotation, biological process: transmembrane transport. The transcript is spliced from 3 exons.
AUGGCGUACGGCAACGUUUUAUCACGUUUUGCUCCGACAACUUCAACCCAAGAGCCGCGUCGAGACAAUACCUUACCACCACGACAAUUGGGAAUAACCUGGAAGAAUCUGACCGUCCAGGUGGCCUCCUCUGAUGCGGCCGUUCACGAGAAUGUCUUAUCUCAGCUGAAUCCCGUGAAGAGCCUUCACCGCUUGCGACACAGACCAGCGAAGAGGACCAUUCUCGACAAUAGCCAUGGCUGCGUUAAGCCUGGCGAAAUGCUUCUCGUCUUGGGCCGUCCUGGAUCGGGAUGCUCAACCCUCCUGAAUGUGUUGACGAACCAACGGAAUGGGUAUGCUUCGGUGUCUGGCGACGUCCACUAUGGCAGUAUGGAUCCCACUGAAGCAAAGCGCUAUCGUGGCCAGAUCAUUCUGAGCUCGGAGGAUGAGAUUUUCUUUCCAUCCUUGACGGUUGGCCAGACUAUGGACUUUGCGGCUCGUCUGAAGUCUUCGGAUCAACAUGUGUCGACCAAAUCGUUCCCGGAAAACUCUUCUCACUCUCUUUUGCGCGCCCUGGGCAUCGAUCAUACCACUACCACCAGGAUAGGGAACGAGUACAUCCGUGGAGUGUCGGGCGGAGAGAGACGACGUGUGUCGAUUGCCGAAUGCCUUACCACACGAGGGUCGAUAUACUGUUGGGACAAUAGUACCAGGGGACUGGAUGCCAGCACGGCGCUCGAGUAUGUCAAGACGAUCCGAGACCUAACCGACCGCUCCGGGCUAUCAUCUAUCAUGACCCUCUACCAAGCCGGCAACGACAUUUAUCACCUGUUCGACAAAGUCCUCAUACUCGAGCAAGGUCACCAGAUUUUCUACGGCCCAUCCAAGGAGGCAUGCCCUUUCAUGGAGGGUCUUGGCUUCCAAUGCAGGGAGGGUACCAACGUCGCCGACUUCUUGACCGGAAUCACGAUCGAGACGGAACGGAUCAUUCGCCCAGGGUUCGAACUCAGCUUUCCCCGAAGCGCCGAAGCUAUCCGCGACAAAUACGAAGAAUCCAAGAUAUGUUCACAGGCAGCAGCUGAAUACGAAUAUCCUUCCACGACUGAGGCAAGAGAGUGGACAAAGCAAUUCCAAGCGACAAUACAGGGGGAGAAAAAUACACAUUUACCAGAGAAAAGUCCUCUGACUGUGGGCUUCUUCUCUCAAGUCCACGCAUGUACAAUCCGGCAAUACCAGGUCAUCUUCGGCGACAAGGUCACCUUUUGGACAAAACAAGCGACAGUCUUGGUGCAAGCAUUAGUUGCUGGGUCUCUUUUCUACGACGCCCCGAGCACGUCGGCGGGCAUCUCUCCACGAUCCAGCGCCAUCUUCUUUGCCAUCAUGUUCAACACGCUGUUGGCCAUGUCGGAAGUUACCGAUUCCUUCUCAGGAAGACCCGUCCUUGCAAAACACAGGUCGUUUGCCCUGCUCCAUCCAGCCACGUUCUCUGUUGCGCAGAUUGCGGCCGACGUUCCCAUCGUCCUGGCACAGAUAUCUGUCUUUUCCUUAGUGUUGUACUUUAUGGUUGGCUUGACGCUAUCAGCAAAGUCCUUUUUCAUCUUUUGGGUCAUUUUGGUGUCCACCACAAUGUGUAUGACAGCCUUGUUCCGAGCCAUCGGUGCUGCGUUCACAACAUUCGACAAAGCGACCAAGGUGUCCGGAUUGGCCAUCAUUGCAAGCGUGUUGUACACCGGCUUCAUGAUUCCAAAACCGGACAUGAAACCUUGGUUCGUCUGGAUCUACUGGAUCAAUCCCCUUGCAUAUGCAUUCAACGCCCUGAUAUCCAACGAAUUCAACGGCAAAACCAUUCCAUGUGUCGGAGUCAACUUGUUGCCCAUCGGUCCAGGUUACAACAACACCAGCAUGGCUCAUCAAUCCUGUGCAGGCGUUCCCGGUGCAGUUCCAGGACAGACGUUCGUCACGGGAGACUCGUAUCUUCAAUCUUUUUCAUACAGCCUCUCUGAUCUUUGGAGGAACUUUGGAAUAAUUUGGGCUUGGUGGGCGCUAUUUGUGGCCAUCACUGUGGCUUCAACUUCAAGGUGGAAGUUUUCUUCUCAGAGCACAUCGAAGCUUCUUACACCGAGGGAGAAGAAACAGGAGCGUCAGAAGGCAACUCCUCGAUCUAGCGAUGAGGAGUCCCAAUACUCGGGUGAAGACACCGUCAGUAGCGAACCCCGUCCAUACCAGGCGACGGAUGGCGCCCUCAUCCGGAACACCUCGAUUUUCACCUGGAAAGAUAUCUCCUAUGUGGUGAAAACGGCAGAAGGGGAUCGAAAGUUACUCGACGACGUGUACGGCUGGGUCAAGCCAGGUAUGCUAGGAGCGCUGAUGGGCGCUUCUGGAGCUGGCAAAACGACGCUGCUCGAUGUCUUAGCGCAGCGCAAGUCUGAAGGGUCUAUCAAGGGAUCCAUCAUGGUUGACGGUCGUCCUCUCCCCAUCUCUUUUCAGCGGUCAGCUGGGUACUGCGAGCAAUUUGAUGCCCAUGAGACGUACGCUACGGUCCGUGAGGCCCUCGAGCUUUCCGCGUUGUUGAGGCAAGGCCGCGAUGUUGCCCGCGAGGACAAACUGAAGUACGUCAACGAGAUUAUUAGCUUGCUCGAGUUGGAUGACCUUGCCGACACCUUGAUCGGUACAGUCGGUGACGGUCUGUCGGUGGAACAACGGAAACGUGUCACUAUCGGCGUUGAGUUGGUAUCAAAGCCGAGCAUCCUUCUGUUUCUUGACGAACCAACCUCAGGCCUCGAUGGCCAGUCAGCCUUCAACAUCGUCCGGUUUCUCCGGAGACUCGCGAACCUCGGCCAGGCAAUAUUGGUUACAAUCCAUCAACCUUCUGCCCAGCUAUUGACACAAUUCGACACAUUACUUCUCCUAGCCCGCGGUGGCAAGAUGGCAUAUUUUGGGGAUAUCGGUGACAAUGCCGAGGUCGUCAAGGCAUAUUUCAACCGAAACGGAGCACCCUGUCCCCAACAGGCAAACCCGGCCGAACAUAUCAUUGAUGUUAUCUCGGGCAAAGCAUCCGAAAGAGACUGGAGUGAGGUUUGGCGUGAAUCAGCAGAGCAUCAUGCGGCUGUAGAGCAGCUUGACCUGAUGUUAUCAGAAGCAGCUUCGAAGCCGCCAGCUACGAUUGAUGAUGGUCACGAAUUUGCGCAGCCUCUCUGGACCCAGAUCAAACUCGUCACGAAGCACAUGAACAUCGCCUUAUUCCGCAACACAGGCUACAUCAACAACAAGUUCAUCUUGCAUGUUUUCUGUGGCCUUUACAACGGCUUUUCCUUCUGGCAAAUUGGAGACUCACUGAACGACUUGCAACUGCGCAUCUUCACUAUUUUCAACUUCAUUUUCGUGGCACCCGGGGUUAUUAACCAGCUGCAACCACUCUUUAUCGAGCGCCGGAAUCUCUUUGAGGCACGCGAGAGCAAGUCGAAAGCCUAUUCCUGGAUCGCCUUUGUCACCGGGCUGAUAAUCUCAGAGACUCCAUACCUGAUUAUCUGUGCAAUCCUGUAUUUUGCCUGUUGGUAUUAUACAGUCGGGUUCCCUGUGGCUGCGGAGAGAGCCGGCUCGACCCUAUUUGUCAUGCUGAUGUAUGAAUUCCUCUAUACCGGCAUUGGACAGUUCAUUGCUGCUUACGCACCCAACCCGGUCUUUGCCUCACUUAUCAAUCCAUUUGUCUUGGGUGUCUUGAUCAUGUUUUGCGGUGUACUUGUUUCGUACGAGCAGAUUACAUCUUUCUGGCGCUAUUGGCUGUAUUGGCUGAAUCCUUUCAGCUAUAUCAUGGGAAGUUUGAUAAUCUUUAGCAGUUGGGACCUUCCAAUUCAUUGUUCCGAUGAUGAAUUUGCGGUCUUCAGCCCACCAGAUGGAUCGUCCUGUGGCGAGUACCUUUCGUCGUAUCUCACGAUGGGAGGAGUUGCCGGGAACCUUACCAACCCGAAUGAUACGGCUACUUGCCUCGUUUGCCCGUAUCGGAACAGCAAUGACUACUUCUGGGCUCUCAACUUGAAGGAGUACUAUUACGGAUGGCGUGAUGCUGGUAUUGUGGCGCUCUUUGUCUUGAGCUCUUACUGUCUGGUCUUUCUCUUGAUGAAGCUACGGACUAAAGCAUCCAAGACCGCGAAAUGA